GAGCUGAUCCACAACAGGAAACAACUCGUAAUCUUUUAACUAAACAGACAUUUCCUCCUCCAGUUGUUGUCAGUUGGACUUCUAGCUCUCAUUAGCUCCUCUGUACUCAUCCAUCCUUUCUGCCUGCCCUCUGUCCCAUAUCUCUGCCUGGCUGGGAAGGCACUACUUUUAAGUGACAUUUCAGACUGCUUUGGAAGUAUUCUUAGGAUUGUUAGGAUAAUAGUUCUGGAGGAAGGAGGAAUCCCCACCAGGUGACUUGCCCCUCGCUGUAGCAACCCAGCCUGUGGAGAAGAGGAAGAGUGGAUCCAGGAGAGGACCAUGGAGCAGUGUGAGACUUCUGCGAGCCCCAGCAGAGAUCACCCAUGGAAGGCAGCGACCAUGAAGAGGAGGGCCUGGGCCCAGAGCAGAGACUCCUGGCAGGGCCCCUCUGAGAGUCAGGACACCCAGGAUCAGGAGGGUUGCAGCGAGGAGAUGGUGUCCCCAGAGCCCACCAUGGAGACGACGGCCCCGGCCGAGGAGCCAGGGCGCUUCCCUAACAAGAUUGCAAGCUGGCUCAAGGACUGCAGGACUCCUCUUGGGGCGUCUCUGGAUGAGCAGAGCAGCACUCAGUCCAAGGGAGUGAUGAAGAAUGGAUGCAGCUUUGAAGACGACUUGUCUCUCGGAGCCGAGGCCAAUCACCUUCAGCCCAACAGUGCCAAAGCAGAGACACCCUGCUAUGGAAUGCCUGCGAAGGACAAGAGGAGCCAGUUCCGGCAGAAAGGCAGGAGUAUGAACUCAACAGGAUCAGGGAAGAGCAGCACCACUGUGUCCAGUGUGUCUGAGCUGUUGGACCUUUAUGAAGAGGAUCCAGAAGAGAUCCUGUUUAACCUGGGGUUUGGCCGGGAGGAGCCGGACAUCGCCUCCAAGAUCCCCCCGCGCUUCUUCAACAGCUCCUCCGGAGCUAAGGGCAUCGACAUCAAGGUCUAUCUAGGAGCACAGCUGCAACGCAUGGAGAUGGAGAACCCCAACUAUGCCCUGACAAGUCGUUUCCGUCAGAUCGAGGUCCUGACCACGGUGGCCAACGAGUUCUUCCAUCUGUACUCCCAGGUCUCCGGCCAGACUGUCCAGAAGAUCUGCAGCCUGGAUGGGGAACCGCUCACCAUCGUCCCUCCUUCUCCUCUGAGGAGGAACAACUCAGCCCUGAACGCAGCCAAGAUCCUGAAGAAGACGAUCACUAAACACAACCUGCUGGGUGGGUUGGGGGAGGGGGGGGCUCCUACCAUCACAGCCCUGUCUACUACAGAGAAACUGGCAGACCAUGUGAGUCCAGGUACAGGGGACAGCGCCGUCACAACUGACUCCGACCAUAAGGGUGAGCUCAAGCAGAAGGCCUUUAGGAAGAAGGACUCUCCAUCUCUGGCCACGGUGACUGAGGAGAGCCACUCUGGAGGCAGCACUGAGGCCACCCUAAGUGUCAAUGGAGACCACCCUGGAGUGAACGGAGAUGGCCAGGCAUUGACCCAGGAGCGUGACCUGAGCCUGUCCAAUGAGGCCAACUUGGAGAAAGAGCACCAAGACAUUCAACUGAAGGGCCAGCGAACUAUCACAUCAACCCCAGACAAAGGACCUAACUACAGUCUGCUGCCCAACCCUCACAUCGCCCACCUCCGCACACAGACCAAGGACUCCUUUGAGAUGGAAGAGGUCCAGAGUAAUGAGGAUGAGGCUUUACCUGGGACACACAGCACCUCUAGAGCUGGCAGUGAGCAACUACUAAGAACAGCCAGCCAGCAGUCAGACAGUAGUGGCUUUGCAGAGGACCCUUCUACUGACGGCUCAGCUAACUAUCUAAAGGUACAGGAGAGCUCCGACAGCUGUGACAGUGAGACCACAGUGACGUCUCACGCUGGGGAGGGGACCACUCCUCUAGCCCUGGAACACCCUGCCUUUGGGAGGCUGCAGGAGGGGGAGGAGGAGGAGGAGGUGCAGAUUCCCUCUGUCCCACAGAAACACCUUGUGGCAGACGGAAGGAGGAGCUGGAGCCAUAAUGGGGAGGAGGAGCUACAGGAGGUGCCACAGUACACCACCCAUCAGUUACCUAAACAAGGAGACAGAGGGGUGGCCCAAGACUCAGAGCAGGACCAGAAGCAUAACACUGCUGAGGAAGCUGCUUCUGUUCAUGCCUCUGACACUCCUCAGUCAACUCCUGAGACAUACCGUACUGCUGAGCCUCACGUGGAAGCUGAUCCUGGUUCUACAGGAGACCGUGGCUCCGUCCCGGCCCCGGCCCCAGACUGCAGCUCUUCUGGUUCCCCAGCCAGGGAGGGUGUGCCUGACAGGGUGGAGAUGGAAGUCAGAACCCCCAGCCCUAGCGCCAGUUGCCCUAGCCUAGGUGCCUCAGCCAGGGUCCAAGGGGCCCUUCACAGGGCCCAGCAGAGGGCCUCAUCCUCAGGCCUCCAGGGUCACCGGAUGGAGGGGAAGUUGACAGCCAGGGAUCUGUUCAGGAGAAGAGCCCCCCUGACGAGGUCCCGAUCCCUGCCUACCUCCCUCCUCACCCCCUCCCGUGUGGUCUCCUCUGUCAGGAUCCAGUUUGGCCAGGGUACAGUCAGGCACUGCACCCAGCCAGCCUUCUCCUACCAAUACACCCCAGAAGAGGAGGAGGAGGUGGGGUCCAUCGUGGAAGAGGAGGAGGUUGUGGAGGAUGAGUGUCAGAGGAGAGACAGCUGCCGCUCUACCUUGAUUAUCAACAGAGGGACCGAGCUAUCACAUGGCCCCGGGUUACAAAGAGAUGGUGAACUGAGAGGCCUUCAGGGCAGGGUGCCCCCUUACCCCCUGGCCAUCCCCCGCCACCUGACCCGCUCAACCGUCUCACUGCACAGCCACAGCCCCCCUCCUGAGUGGGGAGAGAGGCCUCUGGGGGAGCACCACCGUGCCUGGAGCACCUGUAGCGUACCUAACCUCACCCAACGUAACCUGGCCCACUUCAAUAACCCUAACCUCACCCAACGUAACCUGGCCCACUUCAAUAACCCUAACCUCACCCAACGUAACCUGGCCCACUUCAAUAACCCUAACCUCACCCAGCACAUCAACCCUAACUCCAACCUAACACAGCACUACCUAGCCCAACACAAUCAACCUAACCUUACUCAACACAACCUUGCUCAGCACAACACCCCUAACCCAGCCCAGUACAACCCCACUCUUCCCCAUGGCAGUGUCCCCAACCUAGCCCAAUACAGCAACCCUAAUCCCUACUUGUCCCACCACAAUAGUCCCACCCUACCCCAUGGCAGUGUCCCCAACUUGUUCCAGUAUCAGCCCUCCACCCACCACCACCACACCCUCCAUAGCCUCCCUACUUAUCCAUAUGGUAGUGUACCUAACCUUCCCCAGCACGCAGCUCCCACCUUACCCCAUCAUGUGGCUCCUAACUGUCCUGCCUAUAGUGCUCCUUACACUAACAACAUGGGUAACCUUCUUCCACACAACUUCCCCUGUUCCCUGUACAGCUCCUCCUGUAACACCCCACCCCUUAGUGCCCCCUUCAGUUCAACUUACCAUAACUACAACGGUAACCCCUAUAGUGGGUCCUACAACGAGCUAAACAGCAACAAUCCUUGUACUGCCCAUAGCUCUUACUCUAACCCUUCAUACACACCUUCCAACCUGCCUCAUCUCUCUACUGCCCCCUAUGGAGGACCAUACAGUACUCCAUACUUGGGCCACCACCCUCUGAUCCCCUACCCCCAUGACCCGAUGGCUACAUCCUCUCGUCUUCCCCCAGCCCUGUCUACCACCGAGAUGCAACUGAGAAGGGUCCUUCACGACAUCAGAGGAACUGUGCAGAACUUGGCUCAGAAUUCAUCAGAACGUGGAGCAGACACUCCCUCCGACAUGUUCAACCCUCAGAGACCUGCCCAGCCACUGUAUGAGACUUCUCUCCAGGAGCUGCAGGCUAAGAGGAGGAGUCUGAAUGUGUUCCGGACUCAGAUGAUGGAUCUGGAACUGUCCCUGAUGAAACAACAGGCACUAGUCUACCAGCACCUCAGUCACGAUGAGAGGCAGGAGGCGGAGCAGCUGCACGGUCUACGGUCUGAAGUGAGACAGGAGCUGCAGGAACUAGAGCUCCAGCUGGAGGAUCGGCUGCUGACCCUGAACGAGCAGUUCCGCUCUGCCAGCCAGCACAGUCUCUACCGCCACAGCAUGGGUAUGAAGAGAGGUCACAGCAUGGACAGCCUGUCUAACAGUUCUGCUCUGAGAGCUAUGGAGCCGAUGUCGGACCUGCUGAGGGAGCAGCUGUACCUGCAGACAGAGCUGGGCUACGAGAGCAGGGCAGAGGGUGGAGCUAGCAUGGCCCCCACCCCCAGCUCAGGCCUCUCUUCCAGGUCAGCCAGUCCAACGAGGUCCUCUGGACGUCACCCUGGCCCAUCCCACACCCCGGAGCUGUCCCUCCCAGGUCCCCAGAAGACGGGGAUGUACCGGGCUUCCGUCUCCCUCACCCCGGCACCCCCUCCGCGGCCUGGUGCUGCCACAUGGGCAUCCCAGUGCUCAGACCAGGCACUGCCAGUGCAAGGUCCUGAAGACGGAGAGGAGGAGGUUGGAGGAGGGAGAGCAGCUGUAGACCCUCACCUACUGGAGGAGAGGGGCAAAGAGAGAGGAGGAGGAGGAGGAAGAGCAGACAACCCCCAUCUACAGGAGCUCAUCAAGGAGAUUAAAGAGAGUCUAGCUGAUGAGAUCCGACAGGAAAUAGUCAAUGAGCUCCUAGCUGCCGUGUCUCCACGACGAUCACCUGUGUCGACCAGAGAAUAUCCGCUGUGAACAUGGCGACAGUUGAACGCUGAGGCCUGGUGUAGUCUACCCAACCUGAACACUGGUGAAGCCAUGCACUGAUCAGCCCAACAACCCCUUAACACUGUUUCAACUAUUUCCAGAGAUAAUGGCAGAUACAUUAACACUGUGUUUCUACCAUAGGAAUAUAAUUAUAUUUCUAUGGUUUCUACUUCAGAGAGUGUGACGGUGGCUGGUGCCUUAACACCCGUAUACCUGGUAACCUGGGAGACACAAAUGAUGCUAUAUAUUUGCUUUUAUAGUGAACUCUCUUCUGUCUUAACGGUCCAAUUUCAAACACAGAAUGUUACUUAGUGUGUUUAUUUUGCUGAAGACUAACUAUGUUGUAAAAAAAAUAAAAAUCAUGAGAACAUUAACCCAAAAUGAAAUCAUUUUGACAUGCAGAAAUGUGUUUAAGGUUAAUUCUAUGAUUUUUUUUUUUUCUUCCAAUUCCACCCUGGCUGUCUGUGACGUUAUGUUACGUUAGGCCUAUGCUAUGAUUCUGACGUUGUGUAUGGGUUGUAUUUAAGCACGUAGAUGUGGGUCAGAGUGCAUGUCUUGUCCUGAAGGUGAAAGAUGACCAAGGUUGAGGAGACUUAAGGCCUGGUUGAUGAUAAUGGUUGUAUGGGAGUUUAGUGUCUGCUGUAAAUGACCAUGCCCUCUUCUAAUGCAACCUCUAUGAGGAAUGAACCAGACCUGGGUUCAAAUACUAUUUCAAGUCUUUGAAGUACUUUGAGCAUUUGCUCUUGCCUGCCAGGAGUGUCAGAUAGGUGGGGUUUACUGUUUUGGGACUUAUAUAUUAGUGAAUUAAUCCAGGCAUGCUCAGAUAGUCUUUGCACCCAGGUCUAGAACUAACUGUGCAAUACAUUUCACUGUCUCUGAACUUGAAAAGAUCAAUAGUAGAAACUACUGUUUUUGAAACGCACCACUUGAAGACAAGUGUAUGCAUUAUAUUAAUUCCACACUUUUGUCCUGGGUCGUGUUCAUUAGGGUAACAAUGGAAAACGUUUUAAAGCAUUUUUCAACGAAAUGAAAGAGUUUCUUAUUGGACUAAUAAGUCCAGUUAGUCUCUCCCUGUUUCAGUCCAUUUUCCUCCGUUUGGUGGUUAAUGAAUCUGACCCAGAUGUACGCGUUUUUGUUAGAAAACUGUCUCAUGUGAAAAACAAACAAAAAAACAUUCACAUUCCUAACUGUAUUUCUUAUCUUAAACAGAUGUUAAAACCACUAAAUGUAUUUGUCCUGAUAUAUUUUCUUUAAAGGAAUGAGGAAAGAGAUACUGUAAAAGAGACUGCUGUGUUGAACUGGAGAGUAGAAUGAACCGUCUAUCUCAUCUGAUAGAACUAUCAAUAGAGCCUAUUGUUCCCGCUCAUACUUAUGGACAGAAUCAUUGUGUAUUUAUGAGAAUAUUAUAUUUCAAAUGUGAGGAUUAUAAUGUUGUAUUUUCCUGCUGGAUUUGUAAUUAUAAGAUGAAACAGACAUUUAUUUUACCACAGAUGUUUAAUUAUAUUGUUUUCCAAAAUGAUUUAUUGUUACUAACUGAUCUAUUUCAAUAUGUGGCUACUUCCUGCCAAUGGAGAGCUUCUUUUUAACCGGAUUUUGUUUAUCUUUAUCUUGGGAUGCAUGAGGGAUUGUCUCUAUAGCAAAUAAUAAAGAUGUAUUUAUUUUCAA
Molecule: messenger RNA, 6477 nt
Organism: Salmo salar (Atlantic salmon)
Lineage: Eukaryota; Metazoa; Chordata; Actinopteri; Salmoniformes; Salmonidae
Gene: itprid2
Product: ITPR interacting domain containing 2
Molecular function (GO): signaling receptor binding
Source: RefSeq, a predicted model, not a curated record